This is a messenger RNA of Aedes albopictus (Asian tiger mosquito), 369 nucleotides long. RefSeq lists its product as uncharacterized. The record is from RefSeq and is a predicted model, not a curated record. The coding region runs from base 1 to 369 and encodes 122 amino acids. NCBI's taxonomy places the organism in Eukaryota, Metazoa, Arthropoda, Insecta, Diptera, Culicidae. The transcript has a single exon.
AUGCGUGGCAAGGAGCAACUACUCUACCUUGGACAGCCGUUUGUUUUUGAGAAACUGGUGAUGACCCAGAACUCCACCCCGAAGAAAAUUUGGCGCUGUAAUCAGUGGUGGAAUCAGAAGUGUCGUGCCCGAGUGUAUACUAUUGGAAACGUGAUAACACCUCUGAAUCGCUACCACACCCACUCCGACAUAAUCAAACGGAAGCGGCGAGUUACGAAGAAAAAAGCGACCAUAGUGAUCACAACCGGUCCCCCUAGCAGUCAAACCAAUAAGUCGGCUCAAGAACAAUACACCGAGUUUGUGGUCGAUUGCAUACCGGAGGGUUCUGAAAGUGACGAACAGAAAAAAGAGGAUACGACCGAUUACUAA